UUCAAAGUUUCCUUCAGCGGUUGGAACCCUUCGUCUUAUUGAUAGUUUGUAUUUCAAGAUGGCUGAGUCGCACGAAAGAGAGUGUGCUGUCUGUACUAACGACCUCACGACUCCAAAGAUUCUACCCUGUGGUCAUGUCCUGUGUCGGGAAUGUGUCAUUACCUGGAUGGACUCCAAACCUGAUGCCUGGUGUCCUCUGUGUAGAUGUCCUAUAGUAGAGCAGUCAGAUGGAAGUUCGUCCGACACUGUUGACGCCCUGCCGACAGACUUUGUGAUGGAAGCGCUGGUGGAGAGCGCUCGUGUGCUGAGUAAAGAUCACCUUUGUUGUGUGUGUGAGGACGUCAGGGCGGACUUCAUCUGUAUGCAGUGUCAGGUCAUGUUGUGUUCAUCCUGUACCAAGGUUCAUAGCAAACUCCCAGCGACCCGCAGUCACGAUGUGGAGAGUGUCAGCACUGUGACACCUGAACGUCUGGCUGCCAGCCGCCCUGCACUGUGUGCUGACCACGGCGACAAACACGCGGAGUACUUCUGCCGCGAGCACCGCCUCGCUUUCUGCUCAGCCUGUAAGACUAACAAACACAAAGUAUGCCUGGAAGUAAACUAUCUUGAAGAUGAAAUAAAGUCAGCACAAAACUCACUUACCAACCUAACAAAAAAUCUGGUAGAAGCGGAGCAGAAGCUAGAGCAGGCUAUAGGUCAGGUGACGUCACGUCUACAGGAAGUUGAUGUCAGCGAACAAGAAGACAUGGCGCAGGUGGACAAGUCAUGUGGCCGACUUCAGAAGCUGGUGGAAGAUGUUUGUAAAGAGUUGAAGGACAAGUGUCGCAAGCCACAUCUGAAAAUCAGGAAGUCGCUAUGUGACAUUAAGACUGGCCUUUGCAACCGUUUAGUGAAAGUGACGUCACACAAACACAUAGUGACGCGAGUCACGGCAUUGUCACAACGUCCUGCACUGAUACACAUGACACAGGCUGUGAGAGACAGGGUCAACAGCCUUGACCUUAGCGCUGACCUGCAUCAAGUGGUGUGGGUGAAGCCCUUGUCACAUGGAGAGUGCUGUCAAGAAGUUGUGAGACGGAUAGAAAACGUGGUCCGGAUGUGGAAGCAGGAACAGAUAGUGUCAGAGUUGGUCUCACAGCCACCAGUCCUUGUGUUCCACGACAACUGCGGAAGCAACAUUCGUCUGACGAACGGUAACAGGACCGCGGAGAAGAUAGAUCGGUCUGCCUAUAACAAUGGGGUAGUCAUGUCACGUGACCCUAUGUUGUUCGACGUCUUGUAUGAAGUCAGAGUGGACGCAGCAAGAGGUGGGUACAACGAGCUAAUAGUGGGUGUGACAAGAAGUUCUCCUGCACACGUCUUUGUGACAAAAUAUGCUUCAGACCUGCCAGACUCCGUUAUCAUCGGGCCCGGUGAGGUCUCCUACCAGCAAACAUGUGUCCAAAUACCGCUCGGAGUAGAUCUCAAGAGACUGGACGUCGGGAGUCGAGUCGGGUUACUGGUGACCUCAUCAAACGACCUUCACCUCUACAUCGAUGGACAGGACGAGGGCGUUGUAGCAAAAAAUGUUACACAACCCUGGUUUGCUGUAUUUGCUAUUGGCGGUUCAGUUCAUAAGGUGACAGCCCUUCCCAUAUCUUGGAGAACAUAAAGAAUAUCAGAGUACAGGGAGGCUUAGACAGUCAACACGAGAAUAUUUUGUGACUGACGACAACACCAAGCUGAGCGUUUAUAUCACCAAUGAGAGCUCCAGUUUGGUCAAUCUUUUUUCUAUGUAAAACAAGAAGAGUACAUAUUGAGUCGUGUAUCACUUUUUUUGUUGUAAAGAGAGAUUAACAAUAAAGGAAAAAUGGAUCAGCUUCUCUCCCUACCACACACACACACACAAAGUAAAGAGCAUCUUCGUAGCAUUGAGAGAAGUUAGAAAAAGCUUUCCGGCCUGUGUGAGUCAUUUUUUUAUUGCUUGCUUCAAAGAAAAAUGUGUUCUUUUGCUGGAUUUUAACGCAGUUUUGUGAAAAAAAGUGAAAUCCAAAGCAGGACAGUUCAGUAGUUGGGGAUUACACUGUGUGGUUACUUGUAAUCCCUUCUGGAGAAAGCUGCUGAACUGUGUCAUGCACUGGCGGUGGUACAGACCUUAUAGGUUAAACCAAAUGUAACUGCCUGUUAGUCUGAGAUUGACCUUGUUAAUAGGAAAUAGACUUUCAAAAAUCCUACGAGAUAAUAAUGUAUAUCCAUCUGCACUCAGGUUUCUUUUUUAAAGUGCUGCAGCACUAAAAUCUUAUCACAGGCACUUUAAUGUGUCACUGAUUUAUGUCAAGUGUAAUAGCAGUGAUAGUACAUGGCUGCUGUACUUAUGUUAUUGAUAUACUCAGGUGUAAUUCUAACAAGACAAUAAAGCGACUUAAAUUUCAGUUAUCUGACAUAUCGAUGAGCUACGAUGUUUAACUGAUUUCU
Pomacea canaliculata is the source of this 2454-nucleotide messenger RNA. RefSeq names its product E3 ubiquitin-protein ligase TRIM33-like. The coding region runs from base 59 to 1651 and encodes 530 amino acids. The transcript is spliced from 5 exons. The record is from RefSeq and is a predicted model, not a curated record. Lineage: Eukaryota; Metazoa; Mollusca; Gastropoda; Architaenioglossa; Ampullariidae. Gene Ontology annotation, molecular function: zinc ion binding.